GCCACGUUGUAACGAAAGCUUGCCGUACCAGGAGAGUGAACUGAGUGGCGUUGUCGGACGCGGAUCCACCGCCGUCUCCGAGCGUCGAUGCCUGUCUCCGUCGGCAGCGUCAUGGUCUCUGCCGCGUUCGCGGUAAAGGCUCGUUGUCGUGACUGAAACAUGCAACUUCGCUCGUCGUCACGAUACCGACGGUGGGCAGAUCUCCGAACGUUAGUCACAACAUAGUCUUGACGGGAGAAUCCACCAUACAAAGUUCAAGAUAAAAGCACCACGCCCUACCCGCGUGACAAAAAGGGAGACGCGAAACCCACGCGUUUUAUCGAAAGUUUGUAUGGAAAAUAUCGAAAAACCGACGACUUGCCGCCAGCAGUCAGUUUUUGUUUUCCUGACCUUCUGCCGGCAACCACAGCGACGACGACGAUGAUGAAAGCGCUGGGUGUGUGGGCGUUGGCGGCCUCCAGUGCGUCUGCCGUGUACUGGAAUCAGUCGGCGGGGUACUCGAUCAAGGUCGACUUCAAAGGUUGGUCCAACUUUUCGCCAUUGAACGGUGGAUGCGUCACUUGCCCAUACACAUGCGUGCGGCCAUCGACUGGCCCGGACGGUCUUGCGCUUAACUUUUCCAACGCGUCGUCGAUUCAGAACCUCCCAUCGGUGUACUCGACACCCGUCGCAAACGGAUGUUGUUAUGCCAAGGGCAAGGUCAUGCCGAGCUGCAACAACCAAGCGAGCCCUCCCGAGAAGGAAGAUUGCGGCUUUUUGUACGGCCCGACUUUGCAAUGGAACAUUACAGACACUCGCAACCCACCUCCCACCAAGUCUCCCUUGCGAGCGAUCUUGAUGGCAUCUACCGACUGCAAGAACUUUUGGGCAGUCCAGCAGACAUACAUCAAGCAAGAAGGAAAAACCACGGGACUCAAAGUCACUGGGUCCAAGCAGAUCAACGGUGGAUGCUACGGCUCGAGCACAGGUUCGGCCAUCAUUUUGGCCGGUUGCCUCACGACCGACCUCAAGUUUGAUAAGUCAGCUGGUUACAGUUGGGACAAGUUGGCCGUCAAAUGCCGCGGUCUGUCUGGAAUGUGCACCCGAACGAACGCCUUGUGGGGUCGGAACUUGGAAUGUUGUACGGACCCGCUGUCGAUCGAUGCAGCGCAAUGGGACCUCAAGUACAAGCUGUACACUGUGCCGAUGAACGUUGGCAUUGAAUUGUCUGGCCCUGUGAUCACGGGGAUCGUAUUUGGUGGUGUCGCCCUCUUGAUGAUGGCCGUGCAUUUUGGCUCGAAGAUCCAUCAACGUGCCAAGCAAACUGCGCUGAUGCGAGAGCAAGAACUAACGGACGACUACGAAGAAGUGAUGACGCCUCUAACGGGCGGCGAAAAAGCCGCCACGACCAACAAAUCGAUGGCACGGUCUGUGGGGCCUUCGCACGUAGAGCAUUCGCUCCACGAAGGAGACCAAAUCUACAAGAAGAAGGACGACGAAGUGCUGUUUGAAGGCGACUUGUACUAGGCAAGAGCGCGGCCAGUCGUAUUGCGGACGUCGAACAUCAUCGGAUAAUAUUAUAAUGGAAGAGCUGUGAAUUUCUGC
This is a messenger RNA of Aphanomyces invadans, 1584 nucleotides long. RefSeq lists its product as hypothetical. Bases 421 to 1506 code for a protein of 361 amino acids. NCBI's taxonomy places the organism in Eukaryota, Oomycota, Saprolegniomycetes, Saprolegniales, Verrucalvaceae. The record is from RefSeq and is a predicted model, not a curated record. The transcript is spliced from 2 exons.